CCUGACACGAGCACAAACCUGGAGACUAGUAUUAACUAUUAAAGUCGCCCUUCGUUUCCACGACUCCGGCUGAGCGAGCCAUCGGCGCCGCUGUCCUCUGUCCUCAGCUCAGCUUGCUAGGUUUGUGUUGCGAGCUCCGAGUGGGUUCAAGGGUGUCGAGGAGAUGAUGCUGUGCGGGCGCGGCGGCGGCGGCGGGAGGCGCCUGUUCACGGCGUCGCAGUGGCAGGAGCUGGAGCACCAGGCGCUCAUCUACAAGUACAUGGCCUCCGGCGCGCCCGUGCCGCACGACCUCGUCCUGCCACUCCGCCUCGCCACCGGCGUCGACACCGCCCCCUCCCUCGCCUUCCCGCCCCAGCCGCCGUCCCUGGGGUACUGGGGGUGCUACAGCGCGGGGGCGCAGUUCGGGCGGAAGGCGGAGGACCAGGAGCCGGGGCGGUGCCGGCGGACGGACGGCAAGAAGUGGCGCUGCUCCAGGGAGGCCCACGGCGACUCCAAGUACUGCGAGAAGCACAUUCACCGCGGCAAGAACCGUUCAAGAAAGCCUGUGGAAGUGACCUCCUCCGCCUCCUCCCCCGCCACAGUCGCCACCGCCUACCGGCCGUCCGCAUUCUCCAUCUCGCCCCCUCGCGCGCCCACCUAUGAACACCACCACCAGCUCCAUCACGGCGCCUCCUCUGCUCGCACCCCCGCUCAAACCGCCAGCCCUCUCCAGCUCCACCUCGAUGCCGGCUUCCACGCGACGUCGCCGCCGCCGCCCUACCACAUGUACGCUCACGCUUACAGCACACCGCCGUCGUCUCUCUUCCCGGACGGUUUCGGCUACGCGCCGUCCCAGGAUCGCGAGGAAGCUGAGAUGAGGCGGCAGCAUUACCUCGCGCUCGGGGCUGACCUGAGCCUGGACAAGCCGCCGGCCGCGGCCGGCCGCGACGCCGCGGGCACGGAGAAGCUGCUGCGGCGCUUCUUCGACGAGUGGCCCCGGGAGAGCAGCGACGGGAGGGCGGCGUUGAUGGGGGUGGAGGAGGCGACGCAGCUCUCCAUCUCCAUCCCCGUGGCCUCACCCUCCGACCUCGCCGCCGCCGCCUCGCGCUACCACAACGGUAAAAGCGUCCGAAAAAGACUCAACUUUUAAUUCCUUACGAAGGCAUUCACUCUGCUGAUUGAUUCGCGCAUUGUUCUGGCUGCUGGAUUCGAUCUGCAGGGCAGUGAUCGGUGCAUUUCGUCGUCGUAGCUGCCUGCGAUAGCAAGGAGCUUCCGUGUUCUCGCGCGCAGCACGGACAGAGGAGCAUGCAGCUCAGCCUGAGACCCUGAACGAAGUCGAGUCAUGUAGUGGCACUAUGUUUUGAUCUUCAUUUUUCUUUGUAGUAUCAAAUGUUAGGUUGUUGUUUGUGUAACAUUUUUGUUUAACGACCAAAUUAGUCCGAGCUGAGGUGACGUGAGGUUGCUCCUGUUUCUUCCUUUCGGUGCCUUUUCAGUCUGUGAUGUAAACUUUGUCAGCAGAUUCCUGUUUCCCAUGCCUUUGAUUCCUUU
This is a messenger RNA of Phragmites australis (common reed), 1527 nucleotides long. Its product is annotated as growth-regulating factor 2-like. NCBI's taxonomy places the organism in Eukaryota, Viridiplantae, Streptophyta, Magnoliopsida, Poales, Poaceae. The transcript is spliced from 2 exons. Gene Ontology annotation, biological process: DNA-templated transcription; developmental process; regulation of DNA-templated transcription. Gene Ontology annotation, cellular component: nucleus. Gene Ontology annotation, molecular function: ATP binding. The coding region runs from base 164 to 1129 and encodes 321 amino acids. The record is from RefSeq and is a predicted model, not a curated record.